CUCCUUUCCUCAUCUAACUAACCUGUUCGCAUUUAUAACGCCUUGACAUCUCUCUCUCUCUCUCUGUUUUGUUUUUACCAAAAUAGACUGCGUGAGACAGAGAAAGAGAAAUGGACAAGGAGAAGGAGAAAGUGAAGCAGAGUGAAGAAGAAACGGAGAUGGAAUUCAAAGACUGUGAAGGGGAGCAAGAAGAAGAAAACGUAGACAGGAUAGAGAUAAGUGAUGAGAUAGAGCGGAGCAAAGUUGGCAUUAUGAGGGCUCUUGUCGAGAGAGAAGACCCAUCUGCCAAGGAUGUCGAUGAUUUGAUGAUCCGGAGAUUCCUGCGAGCUCGUGAUUUGGAUAUAGAGAAAGCAUCUACCAUGUUCCUCAAGUACCUAAUCUGGAGGAAAACUUUUGUGCCAAAGGGGUUCAUAUCUGAAUCCGAGAUUUCCAGUCAGCUAGCUCAUGACAAGCUGUGCAUGCAAGGCCUUGAUAAACAGGGCCGCCCUAUUGUUGUUGCGUUCGGGGGUAGACACAAGCCCACCAAAGGAAAUCUGGAGGAGUUCAAACGCUUUGUUGUCUACAGUUUGGAGAAAAUAUGUGCCAGAAUGCCAAAAGGGCAGGAAAAGUUUGUGGCAAUUGGAGAUCUUGAAGGAUGGGGAUACUCGAAUAGUGACAUUCGUGCUUAUAUGGCAUCUCUAUCAAUCCUGCAGGAUUGCUAUCCAGAGAGGCUUGCCAAAUUAUUUAUAGUUCAUGUACCUUACAUAUUCAUGACUGUCUGGAAGGUUAUUUACCCAUUCAUCGACAGCAGAACCAAGAAGAAGAUAGUUUUUGUUGAGAACAAAAAGCUGACAGCCACUUUGCUUAGGGACAUUGAUGCUAGCCAACUUCCAGAUAUAUAUGGGGGCAAACUGCCAUUAGUUCCUAUCCAGCACUGCUAACUUGACCCAAGUUUCCUUUUUCUGCACUAGACCUUGUAGACGUGGCUGGAGAACUACAAAACAAGGAGAUUCCAAAUCCGCAUUCGAUAUCAUCCCCCUCCCCUUAAAGGGGCAUAAUCUUUUACAAACACUAUUGAGAUUAUGGAUAUGUAUACUCCUGAAUAUUUAUGCAGUUUUAAUGAAUAUAAUCUCUCUCUCUCUCUCU
Molecule: messenger RNA, 1125 nt
Organism: Theobroma umbraticum
Lineage: Eukaryota; Viridiplantae; Streptophyta; Magnoliopsida; Malvales; Malvaceae
Source: RefSeq, a predicted model, not a curated record